Saccostrea cuccullata (small rock oyster) is the source of this 1586-nucleotide messenger RNA. Its product is annotated as voltage-dependent calcium channel gamma-7 subunit-like. The record is from RefSeq and is a predicted model, not a curated record. NCBI's taxonomy places the organism in Eukaryota, Metazoa, Mollusca, Bivalvia, Ostreida, Ostreidae. The transcript has 8 exons. Gene Ontology annotation, biological process: regulation of AMPA receptor activity; positive regulation of synaptic transmission, glutamatergic; neurotransmitter receptor transport, postsynaptic endosome to lysosome. Gene Ontology annotation, molecular function: voltage-gated calcium channel activity; channel regulator activity. Gene Ontology annotation, cellular component: AMPA glutamate receptor complex; postsynaptic density membrane. The coding region runs from base 389 to 1195 and encodes 268 amino acids.
UUUUGACGAUUCUGAAACCAGAUAAUGUUCAUGCAUAACAUCUAGAUAAUAACUUAGCAGUUUUGGAAUCAUUUGCAGUAAUCGAUCUCUUUGUUGUUCAAUAAACUGUUAGUAUAAAGUGCAUUUCUACAUCACAUGACAGUAGAUGUAGUAUAAAUUCUUGAUAUUAUGUGCUGACAAUUUGGAUAACCUGUCUUUUGCCAAAAAACAUCGACAUUCGUUAUAUCUGUAAGGCGACAAAUUUUAUCCUCGAGCACGACGAUCUGUUGAGUGGAUAAUGGCAUAUAAUUACUGCAAUGGAUGUGUUGGGAAAUAAGAAUUAGCAGCUACUGAGAGUGCUUUAUAGCCCAGUACUUCCGAAAAUGGUUAUACUGCAGAAGCCUUCAAAAUGAGAUAUUCCACUCAUACAAUAACAAAAGUGUCCUUAUUUGUUGGGGCCACUGCUAUCAGCACAAUGGCUCUCGCCGUGGCUACUCAUAACUGGAUUAUAGCGGACGAAACCACAAAGCCUUUAAUGCCUAUUGGAGGUGAAAUGGAAGCAAAUGACACAUUUCUGAUGGAGUCUCCUGCGAUCCCCUAUCUAACGAACAUAACAACACACUUUGGACUGUGGCAAGUUUGUAUGACUCUCAAAAUGUGGUACCCUUCUAACCCAUUCCCAGACUGGAAUGACACGGCUCCUAAUGUGAUAUGUCAGAGUUUGUUCGAGUACGAAUCGACAUCCUCUGAGGACAAAUCAAAGCAAGAGACAACAUUUAAAAUAGCUGAGUCUCAGAGGAAUACCGCGCCUUUCUUUGUGGUAAAUCUAUGCUUGAUGCUAUUGGCCGCCAUUUUUCACGUUGUGGGUGUGGUCAAACAGAAUAGUAGGACGCUCAUCGCAGGAAUCAUUUACAUCAUCGCAGGCCUGUCCACGGCGGUUGGGAUUGUGUUGUACAUUACAUACGUUAACGACGGCGUCCAUUAUGCAGACCCAGAGAAGGAAGAUUUACAUUUCGAAUACCGCUAUGGCUGGUCCGCUUACGUACUCACAAUCUCUUACUUGUCCUCACAAGUGGCUGCAGUCCUCUGCAUUACGUUAUUUUUAAAGAGGUAUCCCAAGGUUGACGAUCUGGUGAAACUAAUUCCAGGACUUGACAAGAAAGUGCCCCCGACAGAUACUGCUGACGCAAUAUGCGACCAUGGAACAUUGAUAUAGGACUAUAUUAAAGACUUCUUCGUGGUUGUACUAAAACAAAAUUGAUUACAAAAUACAUCUACAUUAUUAUGCAACGUGUCAUUUUAUGAUUCUGGGACAUAAAUCUGAAGUUGAGCAUGAUUUGUAAUUGAAAUCCCAUUUAGCCAAUAUUUUGAAAACAUACCUAUGUAUUUUGUUGGGUAAGUGGGAAUAAACCUAGCUAUACGCCAUACUGACUUUUAAUUCUUACGUUGGCUUAAAAUUAGUCAAGGGACUUUUGACCGCUUAAAUCCGACUUUAAAAUAAGUUGGGGUGUUUAAGAAAGAUUUUUUGUAUACACCCCUUUAUACCUAUCAUUGUACAAAUAUGCACACCAUGCAUCCAUAAGAAGAAAGACAAAAAGUGAGCAAUA